AUGAAGUUUUUAAUUGGUUUAACUAUUGUGUCUUGCUUGGCUAUCGGUCAAGCAAUGGCUGGCGGUAGUGAGAUUGUGGCCGCUGCUCGCACUCAAAUCGGUGUUCCUUAUUCUUGGGGUGGCGGUGGCUGGUCUGGAAAAUCUCGCGGCAUUCAGCAAGGUGCCCACACAGUCGGUUUUGACUGUUCUGGUCUAGCUCAAUACAGCGUGUACCACGGCACUCACAAGAAGAUUGCCCGAGUGGCUUCAGCUCAGUAUCAUGACCAUCAAUGCCACCACGUCCCCUACGCCCAACACCAGCCCGGCGAUUUGGUCUUCUUUGCCAAGGGCUCAGACAUUCAUCACGUCGCUAUUAUUAGUGGACAUAACACUAUGAUUGAAGCACCGCACACUGGCGCUAAAGUUCACGAAACUUCAGUUCGCGCUGCUGAACGAAUGGCCAAUGUUGCUCGAUGUUUUUAG
This is a messenger RNA of Rhagoletis zephyria (snowberry fruit fly), 462 nucleotides long. The record is from RefSeq and is a predicted model, not a curated record. NCBI's taxonomy places the organism in Eukaryota, Metazoa, Arthropoda, Insecta, Diptera, Tephritidae.